Messenger RNA from Zea mays, 864 nucleotides. RefSeq names its product protein FATTY ACID EXPORT 5. The coding region runs from base 43 to 627 and encodes 194 amino acids. Gene Ontology annotation, cellular component: chloroplast inner membrane. The transcript is spliced from 3 exons. Gene Ontology annotation, molecular function: fatty acid transmembrane transporter activity. The record is from RefSeq and is a predicted model, not a curated record. Gene Ontology annotation, biological process: fatty acid transport. Lineage: Eukaryota; Viridiplantae; Streptophyta; Magnoliopsida; Poales; Poaceae.
CGAGUGGUGGGCACGCUUUUCUGGUCACCUACCCUCAGGAAAAUGACGAGACUGCCCCUCCUCCGUCUCUGCGCCACCCGCUCCCUGGGCGGAAGCCCUCAGGAAGCCACGCGCACACCGCAACUGGUCGACGACGACUUCCUCGUCUCUCUCCUCCGGCCUCGAGUCGCCUCCGAUCCGUCCGAGAAAACAAAACAAACCGAAAGAAGAAAGGCGACGAGGAAGAGAAGGCUCUCCGCGAGAUCUGGGGGAGCUCCCAUUCUCAAGAUGCACGACUUCUGCUUCACCAUCCCCUACGGGUUCGCCGUGCUGGCCGGCGGCGUGCUGGGCUACCUCCGCCGCGGCAGCACCGCCUCCCUGGCGGGGGGCGCCGGCGCCGGCGCGCUGCUCCUCCUCGCGGGCUUCGUCAGCCUGAAGGCCUUCGAGAAGAGACGCAACUCCUACGUCGCCCUCGCGCUCGAGACGCUUUGUGCAUUAGCCUUAACUUUCGUUAUGGGGCAAAGAUUCCUCGAGACUUCGAAGAUUAUGCCAGCUGGUGUCGUUGCUGGCCUCAGUGCUGUGAUGUCCGCGUUUUAUCUGUUCAAAAUUGCAAGCGGCGGCAACCACAUCCCACCAAAGAAAGAGUAAACUGGACUCUAACUUGUAAAGUAUGUUCGAUUGAACUCGGAAGACUACGAGCCACUGCGUUAUCUAGUUGCAUGGUAACUUCAGGUACUAGCAUCUUGUUCUCCAUUUGUGGUGUGGCUAGAGUGUACCAUGGUUUGUGAACAUUGUAAAAGAAAUAAGUAUGCGGUUCACGGAAAUGAAUAUGAACUUCCCUGUGGCGGCAGGCGCGAAAGAAUUAAGAGGUCUAAACGUGGAAUA